Molecule: messenger RNA, 1225 nt
Organism: Pseudonaja textilis
Lineage: Eukaryota; Metazoa; Chordata; Lepidosauria; Squamata; Elapidae
Gene: SFT2D1
Product: SFT2 domain containing 1
Biological process (GO): vesicle-mediated transport
Cellular component (GO): membrane
Source: RefSeq, a predicted model, not a curated record
GCUUCCGUUUUGAAGCUUCCUUUGAAGGAAGAGGAGCCUUUCCAACGGAAGCGCCCAGGCUCGGCGGGGUUUUCGGGGGUUGUUUUUGGAAGGGGUCAGAGGCGCGGAGGGGGCUGUCGCAGCGAUGGAGAAGCUGCGGCGGGUGCUGAGAGGAGAGGACGACGAGGAACAGGGCCUGACGUCGCAGGUCCUUGAUGGAUCAUCCCUGAGUUUUAAUACUCGUGUGAAAUGGUUUGCAAUAUGUUUUAUAUGCGGCAUUUUGUGUUCUCUCCUUGGGACAGGAUUGCUCUGGCUUCCAGGUGGAAUAAAACUCUUUGCGGUGUUCUAUACCUUGGGAAAUAUUGCUGCUUUAGCCAGUACUUGCUUCCUGAUGGGUCCAGUGAAACAGCUGAAAAAGAUGUUUGAACCAACAAGAUUAAUUGUAACAAUUGUUAUGCUGCUUUCUUUGAUCCUCACAUUAUUUGCUGCAUUUUGGUGGCAAAAGAAAGGGUUAGCCCUGCUGUUCUGCAUUUUGCAGUUUAUGGCAAUGACCUGGUACAGUUUGUCAUACAUCCCAUACGCAAGGGAUGCUGUAUUGAAAUGCUUCACUUCUUGCCUAGGUUAAAGAGAAGCAGAACUUUUUCCAGUGCUUGGAAAUCUACGUCAUUUCUCCUAGGUUUACUCCCAAGUGCUUCAGAUCCUGAAACAGUGACAUCCUUACUCACAAUGGGUGUUAAAUUGUAUUAGCAAAAGAAGCUUUUUCUUUUCUUUUAAAGUACAGAACCAGGGCAUUAUACCAUCGCAAGACCCCUCAAUCCAUGCUUACUCUAAAAAUAUUUUUUACUCACUCAGUGGUCUUAAAAUUGCUGGAUGAAAGUCUGCUAAUAUGAUUUAAUCUCAAAAUGAUACAGUCUUUGAGUUUCAGGUAAAAUGCAUGUAAAUACAUCUGCCUCGUUUUUUUAUUUAUCUUUCCAAUUUGUCUUGUUUUAUCUUCCAAAAUCCUAUUAAAUUGUAAAAUGAAGAAUUACACUAUGUUAUACCUACUAGGCCUCUUCAGAAAUGAUUAACAGUGGAGACAGCAUGGCGGGGAAAUGAUACUAUAUAAGAAAUGUGUUUUCCAAAUUCAGGAACUUUGUGUUAUUCCUUUAUUUUAAAUGCCAACUUUUUAUACUGUGACACUUAAAAUGCAUUUAACUAAAAGAAGUUGAGUAAUAUAUUAAAUCAAUGAUUAAAAUAUUUAAAAUUA